Messenger RNA from Monomorium pharaonis (pharaoh ant), 17416 nucleotides. RefSeq names its product basement membrane-specific heparan sulfate proteoglycan core protein (gene trol). Lineage: Eukaryota; Metazoa; Arthropoda; Insecta; Hymenoptera; Formicidae. The record is from RefSeq and is a predicted model, not a curated record. Bases 691 to 14520 code for a protein of 4609 amino acids. Gene Ontology annotation, cellular component: plasma membrane. Gene Ontology annotation, molecular function: calcium ion binding; protein binding. The transcript is spliced from 64 exons.
AGUCGGGCCGCGAGCGCGGGACGAGGAGAGCGAGUGGUGAGAGAGAAAGAGCCGGACCCGGUGCGAGGAGAGGGAAAACCACGGGGGCUUUUGAAAAAGUUUUAUCUUGUCGGUGCGCUCGGCCUCUCAGACGCUACCGAACGCCGGUGCGGUGUUGUUGGCCACGGUGUGGUCGCCUCCUCGGCGACGUGUUACCAGCGAAAAGAGCGAAAAAAAAGAGAGAGAGAGAGAGAGAGAGGAAGAAGGGAAGAGAGAGAAAGGUAGAAAAUCCCGGUCGUGCGCCCGCGAUUUCCGGUCCCCGAAACGGUUCUCCCGGUUCGUCAGCUUCCGUCCAACUCGUCCGCCCGCGCGCCCGCGGACGUUUACGCGCGAAAAAAAAAAAGUCGCCGCGAGGACCGUCGAGGAGGAGACUCUCGACGAGCGUCAUCCGCAGCACAAGAGGACAAAUUUCUCCCGCGUGUCCUUGGAGGAAUUAUUUUUCCUUCGCCCGUCUCGCCAUGCACCGUCGUCGCUGAGGUGUCCCGCAGUGCCGAUCAAGAGAAAGAGCGAGCGAGAGGGAGAAAGAAAAAAGGGGGGGAGAGACGGACGACGACAGGUAGGAAGAGAGAGAAAGAGGAUCACAGUCAGGAAGAGGGCGAAGAGGUCGAGAAGUGACUCCUUGGCCGGUCGCGACAGACGGCCAGCGGCGAGAUGAAGAACCGUGUGUUGCUAAAGAGUGCAUUGCUCCUGUUGCUCAUCGCGGCGGAUGGUCUGGUGACAGCGUCCGAGGAUGAUGACUUGAUUUUCGAUCUGGAGGGCAAACAAACCGCGGCUCAGGCACCAUUGAUCGAAACGCAUCAGAAGGACUCCCUUUUUCACAGGAUAAAGAGAGGAGUUUGGGACUUUUUUACAUCGUCACCCACGACCACGACCACGACCACGACUACACAAGCGCCGUCAGACCAAACAGAAGAGGAUGAAGAUCAAAAUCAAGAUAUUGACAAAUCAGUCGUCUUGAACGUUGGAGAUGAAGGAAAUCAUACUCUCGAUCACCCUGAAAUGCCCGAAACGAAUAUCGGUGGCAUCGAAAGAUUGACCCUCGAGAAGAACGACGACAACGAGGACAACGAUGAAGCAGAUGAGCACGAAAAUGAAAUUAGUAACGCCGCGGAAAGUCAAAGAAUACCGAUAACGUACGGAAAUACCGAUGACGAAGAUUUGGCUGGUUCGGGAGAAAUCGAAGGCAGUGCAGGAGAAGUGGAUUACCAUUCAAAUAUAGGAAAUAAACAUCGCAGUACUGACGGCAAAGCACGAUUCUACCGAAUAACAUUGACAGUUGGCGAGCCCUAUAGGCGAGAAUACUCUGACAGAAACAGUCUUGAGUACCGAGAAUUGAGCGGCAACCUCACAGAUGCCGUCGAAAAAUUGUACAAUCGUCACCUUCCGGGAUUUAAUCACUUCGCCAGCGUCGUCAAAAUAUCGCCAACGACCGAUGCUUUUACGUCGCAAGUUACCCUAGACAUUGGUUCGACAUUCACGGACGAGCUCGAGGUGCGUGCCAUCCUAGACCAACAGCUGCAGUAUCAUUCCUUGGGCAGCAUCCAAGUAGGUCCGGAGGGAUUCACAUUCAGGAUAUUCCAAGCCGGAGAAAAGGACACGCAGCCGGAAUGCGAUCAAAUGACCGAAUUAAGGUGCAGGAGCGGCGAAUGUGUGCCUCUAGAAUCCCGUUGUGAUAGCGUAUUGCAAUGUAACGAUGGUUCCGACGAGGACGACUGUCCGACAGAUUCGUUGAAUAGAACACGCGAUUUUGAGUACACCACCGUGGCACCACCGGCUUCACAUUUCCCAGUGGAGAGGACUUAUACGAAAUCACCGCCUGAGGUAAAGUCGGAGGUAUCGAACAUCGACGAGGACGAGGAGUCUACGCUAAGAUCAUCGUCGAACAAGUGCCGCGCUGACGAUACGGUACGCUGUCACGAUGGCAGUCGUUACAUCUGUUCGGUGCAGCAAUGCGAUGGCGUCCCAGACUGCGAUGACGGUGGUGACGAGAUUGAUUGUCCACAUCCAGGCUGCAGCGUUGGAGAAUUUGCAUGUGACGUAAACAGAUGCAUAUUGGAAUCUCAACGAUGUAACUUCUUAGAGGACUGCCAAGAUGGUAGCGACGAAUAUGACUGCAAUUAUCCACAUUGCUCCCCGACCGAGUUCAUAUGCAGAAACAGGCAGUGCAUCGACAGUAGCAAAUUCUGCGAUGGCGCGCGAGAUUGUUACGAUGGAUCCGAUGAACACAACUGCCCUUGCAAGGAAGACCAAUUCGAAUGCGCGCCUGGUUAUUGCGUGUCCUUAUCACGACGCUGUGACGGAUACACGGACUGUUCUGGUGGAAGGGACGAACAAAAUUGUUACAACAUGACACGUUGUCGAGUGGAUGAAUUCGAGUGCGCCAGCGGUUCGUGUGUCAGCAAAAAUGCAAGAUGUGACGGACGGAACGAUUGUCUAGAUCAUUCUGACGAGUAUAAUUGCAACGUGACCACCUGUAGUGGAGAUCAAUUCCGUUGUCUGGAUGGCACCUGUCUGAGUAUUGACAAGCGUUGCAACGGAGUCGCCGAUUGCCGCAACGGCGAAGAUGAGAGCCAAUGUGGUUGCGGAGACACCGAGUUCCGCUGUACGGACGGCAGCUGCAUCAGCUACGUGUUGCAGUGCAACGGGGUGAACGAGUGCACUGACGGCUCUGAUGAGAGGGACUGCGGUUUGGCCCCGUGCCCUUCCACGGACUUCACCUGCGGGGAUGGCUCUUGCGUACUGAAGAGCUUGGUCUGUGACGGAGUCGACGACUGCCCCAGGGCAGAAGACGAGCUUUAUUGCGAGCGGGAAUGCACGCCUAACCAGUUCAAAUGCGCCACCGGGAACAAGUGCAUCGAGGACAUCUACAGAUGCGACGGCCAUCCGGAUUGUCCAGAUUAUAGCGACGAGGACUGCGCUCCGUCCGCUAACGACACUACACACACCACUUCGCCUACCACCAACCCGUUCAAUCCACGCUGGACACCCGAACGCAGGAGGGAAUGCGAUCCGAGGAAGGAGAUGCGCUGCGAUGACGGUGGUUGCGUUCUCCUGCGACGUAAAUGCGACAAUAUCUUCGACUGCCUUGACGGCAGCGACGAGCGAGGCUGUGGGGUGUGCACACCUGCCGAAUGGAAGUGCGCCAGUGGCGAAUGCUUGCCAGAAAACCAAAGGUGCGAUGGGAUAAUGCAGUGCAGCGACGGAUCCGAUGAGGAUCGAUGUGUAACCGAAUGUCCGGCUGGGUGGUUUCGAUGCAACGAUGGAUUGUGCCUCGACAUUAAGAGACGUUGCGAUGGCCGGCCGCAUUGCUUGGACGGCUCCGACGAGAUCAAUUGUCCUCAAUGCCCCGACGGUCAACUACCCUGCGACAAUGGCGUCUGUAUCAAUAAGAACUUCUUCUGCGACCACAAUAUGGACUGCCAUGACGCUAGUGACGAACGAAAUUGCCCGGACAGCGGAGAGACCGGCCAAAACGAAGAAUGCCAGCCCGACAGCUUCACCUGCAACGACGGCAGCUGCAUACCCCAAGCCGCGGUGUGCGACGGACGUGCGGAUUGCCCGCACGACGAGGACGAGCUUAACUGUCGUCAAGGUGUAGACGCCUCGGAUAGUGCCUCCUCGGGGGGGCGUUCAGAGACGCCGGGGGUGGUAGCCGGUGCGAAUCCGGUGGAUAACGAGGCUUACAGCCCAGACACAGAUGCAAAUGCUGAUGUGCCGCCGACAAAUCUGAGCACGCCGAGGAGUUGUGCUCCGGAUGAUUUUGUUUGCGCCGACGGCACUUGCAUUCCCGAAACCCACCACUGCGACCAUUUCUACGAUUGCCGCGACUUUACCGACGAACAGUACUGCUUCGGAUGCACGCGGGAUGAGUUCCAGUGCGCCAAUGGAGACUGCAUCCGCGCCGAUCAAAGGUGCAACGGAUACAUCGAGUGCGCCGACGGUUCUGAUGAGGAGGAAUGCGAGCCUCCAGUGCCAUCGUCAUCAGGUCAAUGUGCUACGGAUCAAUAUAUGUGCAUUUCGGAUAGAAGGUGCGUCCCAUUAUCCUCCAUCUGUAACGGAAUUCCCGAAUGCCGAGAUGGAUCUGAUGAACAUAACUGCGCUCGCGAAGCGGUAUGUUCGUACGAGGAGUGGAGGUGCAAGAGUGGCGAUUGUAUACCACAACAUCAACGUUGCGAUCGCCGAAUCGAUUGCCCAUACGACGACAGCGACGAGUUGGACUGUCACUAUAGGGCAAUGCAAAGAAAUCACAGUAGGUGCAGCGCGCACGAAUGGACGUGCAAUGACGGUCAUUGCAUCCCGCUGCAUCAGCGGUGCGACAAACGGCUCGACUGUCCUAGAGACAUGUCCGAUGAAAUGGAUUGCAGUUAUGAUAAUUAUGCCGGAACAUCUGACCUUAGGCUGAAGACGUAUCCCAGUGAGCAAGUGAUUAAAGAAAACCCGGCGAAGCAAGGUCGCGAGGUCGUAUUCCAAUGCCGUGACGAGGGUCUUCUACGUGCCAGAGUACGUUGGAUUCGCGGCAAUGGCCUUCCACUGCCGCCCGGCAGCCGAGACAUCAACGGUCGCCUGGAGAUACCCAACAUCCAACUCGACCACGCCGGAACUUACAUCUGCGAAGCCGUGGGUUAUCCACCGUCCACCCCGGGCCGUCAAGUGAACGUCGUCCUUACUGUUGAGAAGUUUGAGCAGCCGACUACCCGACCUCCGCAAGUGUGCCAAUACGAUCAGGCUACCUGCAGCAAUGGCGAUUGCAUUCCUAAAUCGUUUGUGUGCGACGGUAAAUUCGACUGCACCGAUGGAUCUGACGAGAUGCGAUGCAGUCCGCACGGAUGCGAGCCGAACGAGUUCCGCUGCAAUAAUAAGCAGUGCGUCAGCAAGUUGUGGCGUUGCGACGGCGACAAGGACUGCGCGGACAACAGCGACGAGGAGAACUGCGCGCCGUCUCCCCCGGGAUCACCGUGCCGUUACAACGAGUUCGCCUGUAGCAGCAAUAAACAGUGUAUCCCGAAGAGCUACCACUGCGACAUGGAGCGCGACUGCUUGGACGGCAGCGACGAAGUUGGAUGCUCUCCUGUUUACAUCAUGAAACCUCCACCGCCGAUGGUCGUCCUUGUACCGGGCGACAUGUUGGUCCUCACCUGCACGGCGAUCGGUGUUCCGAUACCGGAAAUCAAUUGGCGUCUCAAUUGGGGACAUAUCCCCGCGAAGUGCACAACCGUGUCCACCAAUGGAACAGGCACGCUAACGUGUCCAGACAUACAGCCGGAGGACCAGGGUGCGUAUUCGUGCGAGGCAUUGAACGUCGGAGGCUUCGUCUUCGCCGUGCCGGAUGCCAUCGUUGUCGUAAAGGAACGCGGCAACAUCUGCCCACGGGGCAAGUUCAAUUCCGAGGCUAAGGUAGCCGAGGAGUGUAUCUCGUGCUUCUGUUUUGGCGUCGCCACCGAAUGCCGCAGUGCUGAUCUCUUCACUUAUCAAAUCCCGCCGCCGUUCGACCGUCAUAAAAUCAUAUCAGUCGAGACCACUCCGACGAUUAGAAUUCACGGCGACGUUAGUAAUCAGAUAUCCCAAAUCCGACCGCUUGGCCGGGACGGAGUUCAGCUGUUGGAAUCCUUCAGCAACGAACUCGACGUCUAUAACGUUCCCUAUUUCCCACUGCCCGAGAACUAUCACGGUAGUCAAUUAAAGUCCUACGGUGGCUACCUGAAAUACUCGAUCCGUCACAGCGGUAAUGGCACGCCGAAUCACGCACCUUCUAUCAUUCUCAGUGGCAACAAUUACAUUUUGGUGCACAAAGGUGAAGAGCCAACGCCUGAUUAUGAAAAUGAGAGAUCUGUCAGAUUCUUCUAUGGCGAUUGGUACAAGCAGCAAGGAAGAAGCGAGGUCCUGGCCUCCAGGGAGGAGAUUAUGAUGACACUAGCGAAUGUUGACAACAUUCUUAUAAAAGUGAAAUACGACGACUCACCACAACUAGAUGUUCGUCUCACCAACAUUGUUAUGGACACCGCUGACACACGAAAUACCGGUCUAGGGUCCGCAUCUUUUGUCGAAGAAUGUCAAUGUCCUACCGGAUACACUGGUCUAUCUUGCGAACAUUGCGCACCUGGUUACCUGAGACGCGAAAGCGGACCAUGGCUUGGCCAAUGUUAUAGGGAUGAACCACCGUGCCCUCCGGGAUACUAUGGCGAUCCCUCAAGGAACAUCCCUUGCCAAAUCUGUCCUUGCCCGCUUACCAACCCGUCAAACCAAUUCGCCCGCACAUGCCAUCUUGGUUCUGACGGUCAACCCACGUGUGACUGUCCUCCUGGUUAUGUUGGACGCAGGUGUGAACGGUGUGCCGAUGGCUACCAAGGGAAUCCUCUUAUUCCUGGAGAUAUGUGCGUUCCACUUCAACAAUGUGAUCCAAACGGAAGCCUUAGUCCUAACGCUGAUCAUACUGGAAAAUGUCAUUGCAAGCAAUAUGCGACGGGUCUCACUUGCAACCAAUGUAAGGCGAAUACCUAUAGUCUGGCCUCAACAAAUCAAUUUGGAUGCAUAUCUUGUUUCUGCAUGGGCAUUACCAACAGAUGCGUUUCCUCUAACUGGUACAGAAACGAGAUUCGCGUGUCGUUUACCAACUCGAUUCGAGGCUUCUCCCUGAUUGAAUCCAAGAGCACUGACACAUCAGAAAUUGUUGAGGGAAUUCAUUUAAACACCAUCAGCCGGGAAAUAAUCUACAGUGACUUUCCCAAUCGCGGUAACAAUGAUGUCUACUACUGGCAAUUGCCCAGUAUUUUCUUAGGAGAUCAAAUAACAUCUUACGGCGGCAAUCUCAAGUAUACCGUCAGAUACGUGCCUUCUCCAGGCGGUCAAAGUUCAAGGAACAACGCCGCGGACGUCGAACUCAUCAGUGCCAACGACAUUAACUUGCUCUACUAUUCUCGCGAGUCUCCCGAGCCUAACUCCCAGCAAUCGUUCACCGUACCGUUGCUCGAGCAAUAUUGGCAACGUAAUGACGGAACUCAAGCGGACAGAGAGCAUCUACUAAUGGCCCUAGCGGAUGUACGAGCCAUCAGAAUUAAAGCCACUUAUACUACACAUACAGACGAAGCUGCUCUCUCUUUCGUGUCUUUGGACACCGCCGAGAAGUACAACACAGGUAAAGAUCGCGCGGUUGAAGUUGAAGAGUGUACUUGCCCUGCCGGCUACAGAGGACUUUCAUGCGAGGAUUGCGACGUUGGUUACACUCGAGCCAUUGAAGGUCUCUACUUAGGUAUUUGUGAGCCGUGCAACUGCAAUAAUCACUCAAGUCAGUGUGAUCCUGAAACUGGCACCUGUGAGAAUUGCGCUCAUCACACCACUGGUGAGUACUGCGAACUGUGCGAAUCAGGAUAUGAAGGAGACGCUACCCGAGGCACGUCGAAUGAUUGUAUAUACGGAAGACCGACGAAACCCGAGCCAUGCAGAUGUAACGAGGCUGGCUCACGCAGCACUUAUUGCGUUGAUGGCCGAUGUGAGUGUAAAAGAAAUGUCGAGGGCCCAGAAUGUAAUCGAUGCCGUCCGUCGACAUACGGAUUACGCGCUGAGAACAUUGAUGGAUGCAUCGAAUGUUACUGUAGCGGGGUAACUGAUCAAUGUCACGAGAGCACAUUGUAUGUACAGCAAAUACCGAUGUGGGUAUAUGACUCACAUCACGGCUUCACUCUCACGGACUCGACUAGACGCGACAUAAUUGAUGAUGGUUUCGAGUUAAAUGUGGCAAUGAAUGAAAUUGGCUACCGCUAUCCGGACAACAGAAACCGCAGAUUGUUCUGGUCGCUGCCGAGUGUUUUCACUGGUAACAAAGUGAAGAGUUACGGCGGGAACUUGACUCUGACGCAGCAUAUUACGGCGUAUCCUGGCGCUCAGAGUUAUAAGGAUCAAGACAUUCUGCUGAUUGGCAAUGGCAUCACAUUGUUCUGGACCAAUCCGGUGGAAUUGCAACCCGAGAUUCCUUUGACUUACUCCGUCCCAUUGAACGAACACGAAUGGAGACGACUGACCACCGAAGGGCCGCGCAGCGCUUCCAGGACGGAUCUUAUGAUCGUGCUGUCCAAUCUGGAGGCUAUCCUAGUCCGCGCAUCCCAUAGCGAGCGAAUGACCGCAACGUAUAUCAGCGAUAUCAGUAUGGACACGGCUGUGGAGAAUGUGAUCGGAAACCGACGAGCGAUUCAGGUCGAGGGUUGUCGUUGUCCUAUCGGUUACACGGGCACCUCUUGCGAAACCUGUGCUCGCGGUUAUUAUAGAGACACCAGCGAUCGAACCGUCAGUUAUCUAGGCGCAUGCAAUCCCUGUCCAUGCAACAAGAACGAGGAGAGCUGCGAGAUCAGCAGAUCCGGUCAUAUCAAGUGCCACUGUUUGCCAGGUUUCACGGGGCAGUAUUGUCAAGAAGGUGAGCUUAUGGUAAGCCUAAUGCCCAUGAAUGCCGAAGUCAAACCAUACUCUACGACCCAAUUUACGUGCAACUAUGACUAUCCAGACACGUUUUACAUCUAUUUUAAAUUGUCACCGCUUGAUGGAUUUCCCUUAACUGCGAAAAUCGACAAAAUCGUCGGCCCAAUAAUGAAGACAAAAAAUGGAGCUAUCCGCACUUCGUUCAUCCACAUGGAAAAUACCCCUUGCAACGUGGAGUGUCACAUUGUGAAUGGCGACAAAGAACUGAUCAAGAUUAUGACGUCAAUUACGCCAGUUGGAGAACCAACGACUACUACGUCUGGCCCAAUACUUCCACCAAGGAUUACAAUUUACAUACAGGAACCGGAAUUCCAGAUUGUUCACACUGGAAAUACCAUUCGAUAUCAUUGCACAGCUAGAUCUAAAGAUAGCGACUCGGUGCAUAUUAGGUGGGAGAAAGAAGGUGGUCAAUUACCAUCUGACAGAAGCGUGGAUGACGCGAAUGGACUGUUGGUCAUUAGAGAUGUGAAGGUGUCUGAUAGCGGCAUAUACGUUUGUCAAGUUAGCGAUGGAAUAAACAUUGGAUAUAAGAAAGUUACGCUUACUGUUGGAGCGUUUCCAAAACACUUGUUGGAGAUACCAGGAGCCAAUCCAGUGGAGCCUAGAGUUGUUAUAAAUCCAUCAUAUCAGCAAGUGAGGGAAGGCGAACCGGUUGAGUUCCGCUGUGAAGCCACUGGUAAUCCACCACCUCAAUUGGAUUGGUUACGUGUUCACGGAAGCAUGAGUCCAGAGGCGACGUUCUACAACGGCGUGUGGAGCCUUCCAGCCGCAUCAAAGAACGACGCAGCAGAGUAUAAAUGCAUCGCUAGGAACAACGUUGGCAUAGACGAGAAGACAACCAUCUUAUAUGUUCAAGAUAAUCCUGACAAGCCGCCACCUCAAGGGUUACCGCCGACUGUAACUCCGUCCGAGUGGUCUGGAACCAGCGGAGAUGUCGUCAGAUUGAUUUGCACACCGUCGCAACAUGCGAAUGUCACGUGGACGAGAUCCGGCGGAUUACCAUUGCCUUAUACCGCUAGUCAACGCGACGGUAUCUUGACGAUCACCAAUCCUACUCCCAGCGAUUCCGGUAUAUACGUGUGCACCGCGACGAGUGUUCGAGGAACGGAGACGAGCACUACUGCCAGAAUUACGAUAGUGUCCCGCAGGGAGCCACCAACGGUCAAGGUCAGACCAGAACGGCAGGAAGUGUCGCAGGGCACAGUGGCCGAGGUGCGUUGCAUUACCACCGGAGAGCCAGGUAUACAAGUGAAAUGGAGCAAGUACACGGAAACGAUGAGUUCGCGUGUUCAACAAGUAGGAGAUACGCUCAGGAUUAUUAACGCUCAAGUCUCUGAUCGAGGAGUGUACAUUUGCCAUGUUACCAGCCCCACGGGAAGUUACGAGGCCAGUGCCAUCAUCGAAGUUGAACCUCGCGAAGCUCCACUUUUAGAACUAUACCCACAAGACACACAAUCAGUCAUCCUCGGUGGUUCUGCCGAUCUUCAGUGUCGCGUGAAAGCCGGUUUUCCGGUGCCCGAAUUGCACUGGUCUCGCCAAGAUCAUCGACCAUUUGCCUCCAACAUCGAACAGCUUCCUGGCGGACUCCUCAGACUAUCAAACAUCACAACGAGUGAUGGUGGUACCUACAUUUGUUCUGCGUCAAACGAAGUUGGCUCAACAUCAGUCAUCGCCCACAUCGAAGUACAGUCCAUGCCUGUGAUCACCGUCACUCCGCAGCAUGGCAUCUUACAAGUGAAACGCGGAAGUCGAGUUCGUUUAACGUGUAGCGCGACCGGUUAUCCGCAACCUAACAUAGCUUGGAGCAGACACGUGCACGGAAUAACUAGACAUGACAUGUUUAGUAAAUUAGCUACUCCAUCAAGCGCUGUUUACGAAAUAUUCGCUGUUUCACCUGAUGACGAAGGAUCCUACACCUGCCAAGCCACGAAUGCCGUAGGAAUAGCCGAAGAGCGUAUCCAGAUACGUAUCGAGGAAGACGAUUACGUGCCUUGCACUGGCGACAGAGGUGAUAUUCCGUGCGUGGACGUUCGACAGCGACCUGAUGAUUCUGGGGACUCGAAGGAGACAGAAGGUGGAGUAUUGAUCCCCAAAGAUUAUUUAAGAAUCCCGAACGGAGGAAAGGUAGAAAUGCGUUGUCAGGUCUUUGGACCGGAUGGAAACCAUAUCUAUCUGGAUUGGAAGAGAAGCGAUCAUCGUUCCCUUCCGGAAGGUAGCACAGUACACAAUGGAGUGUUAAGUAUUCCGACUGUUGAUAGAAACGCGGCUGGAGAAUACAUUUGCUUGGGCUUGGAUCCUGCUGGCACCGUGCUCUUCCGGGCGAAAUCUCAUCUUGAAGUUAUAUCUCCGCCAAGAAUUGAAUUAAAUCCCACACGUCAGACAGUGGGACCUGGAGAAAAUCCAUCCAUAAUUUGCACUGCCACAGGAGACGAACCCCUACAUAUUGAGUGGGAAGCUAUAGGACGUCCAUUACCGUAUUCUGUAUCGCAUAGCGGUGGCACCUUGCAAUUCCAUGGCAUUACCUAUUCCGACGCUGGCAAAUAUGUGUGUAAAGCGAUCAAUUCAGCAGGAACAGCGGAAGCGGUAGCAGAAGUUUUAGUUAAUGAACAUUCUUAUGAAAAUCCAAGAAUUCGCGCCGAGCAAGGAGACGUGAUAACCCAUGUCGGUAAUUCUGUACGCUUACGUUGCGAGACACGCGAACGUGCUUUGAUCCAUUGGAGUCGAGAGGGGCAACCUUUGCCGGCCAACGCGCGAAUCGGAGAAGAUUACUUAGAGUUGAUACAAGUGAAGCCGGAAGACAGUGGAAGAUACAUAUGUCAGAUUCAGACCAGUCGCGGUGUAUCCAGUGAUUAUAUUAAUUUCAACGUUUCUGUAGUUAAUUUGCUUGCGGAUUGCAUGCCAGUGUACCGAUCGCAGUGCAGGCACUGGGAGUAUCAAUGCAGAAGCCUACAAUGCAUUCCGAUGGAAUACUUUUGCGAUGGCUAUGUUCAGUGCAGCGACGGUACUGACGAACGCUUCUGCCGCAACGCGCGCUAUCGCCAAUAUCUUCAAAGACGACGCGCUGCUGCGGUACCUUCAGUGAGCGUCGAGGUGUCUCAAGAUCCGGUAAACAUCGGUGAUACAGUUGAUAUACACUGCACAUACAUGAUACACACUGGGAUGACGCGUAGUCCACGUUAUCGUUGGACGAGACCGAAUCACGCGAGUCUACCAGCAAACGCUCAAGAGUACGGCAAUGUCUUGAGACUGACUAAUGUAGCCGUUAGCGAUAGCGGACCCUACAGGUGCAUAGUAAUGGACACGCCCGAAGGUAUACUCGAAAAGGACUUCAAUCUGAUCGUGCACGGCGGAAUUCUCGAUGAACCAGCGAUCGAGACCAAAUUUGCACCGUAUGGAUCAAGUCUGGAAAUGGAUUGUCGUCUAGAUCUCGAGCCGCCAAUACAAUACCAAUGGAAUAAACUUGGUGGACUUCUACCACGCGAUAGCCAAACUUAUGAAAAUAAAUUAAAGUUGACUAACGUAAAGGCUGAAGACGCUGGAACAUACGUUUGUGUUGGAAGUAAUGGAGAAUCGCGAGUCGAAGUACCUACGGUGCUGGUUGUAACAGGAGUUGUGCCUAAUUUUAGUCAAGCGCCCGAAAGCUAUAUCGCCUUCCCGCCUCUACCAGACUCCUACCUCAAAUUUAACAUAGAAAUCUCUUUCAAACCGGAAAGUUACGAUGGCAUUCUAUUAUAUAAUGACGAGUCUCCUGAAGGCAACGGCGACUUUAUCGUUUUAUCUUUAAAUAAUGGAUACCCGCAAUUCAAAUUCAAUCUUGGUUCUGGACCAGCCGUUAUUCGUGCGGAUAAGCCUGUUACUCUGAGCGAAUGGCACACCAUCAAGCUUCAACGCAAUCGAAGGGAGGGAACGAUGCUGGUGGAUGGUGAUGGUCCUUACAAGAUGAUCGCUUUGGGCAGACGCCAAGGUCUAGAUCUCAAAGAACCACUUUACAUCGGCGGAGUACCUAGCUACAACAGAAUCAACAAACAGGCCGAGGCGAACACAGGUUUCGUCGGAUGCAUUAGCCGAUUAGUUCUUGGGGAGAAGCAGGUUGAUCUGAUGAGCGAUCAAACUGAAAGCGUGGGUAUCACAACUUGUGAAACCUGCGCUGAGAAUCCGUGUAACAAUGGUGGUGUGUGUCAGGAAGCGGCCACGAAGAAUGGUUACACGUGCCUCUGUCGAGCCGGUUUUAGCGGCAAGCAUUGUGACAACGUCGGGCAAUCCUGUUAUCCAGGUGCAUGCGGAGAAGGUAAAUGCGUCGACAAAGAGAUCGGCUUCGAUUGUUACUGUCCGAUUGGAAAGACAGGAUCAAGAUGCGAAUAUUCGAUGGACAUUCACGACCCGGCUUUCUAUGAUGAUAAAGCUUUUAUUGCUCACGAGACUCCAAAAGCUCUCAGAUGGCUUACCGUAACCAUGAGUUUUAAUCCUGCGGACGCCGGGGACGGGAUCUUGAUGUAUUGUUCGCAAAGUGACGAAGGCCUUGGAGAUUUUGCAGCGCUCGUAUUAAAGAACAAGCACGUUGAGUUUCGCUUCGACAUCGGUUCUGGAAUGACGAUAAUAAGAUCACCUCACGCCAUCCAAUCCGGUGUAUGGACGUACGUGACAGUGAAUCGAGAUUUUAAGGAUGUGAAAUUGUCGGUGAACGGCGAGCCAUUCGUGGAGGGCAAAUCGCGCGGAGCUGCGAGAACCAUGAAUCUAAAUACACCUCUUUACAUUGGAGGGGUAGAUCGCAGAAGAAUCACGAUUAAUCGAAACAUCAGCGUCGAUCGUGGCUUUCGUGGAUGCAUAAGCGAACUGGAAGUUUCAUCAGUCAAUAUAGACAUAGUGAAGUCAUCAAUCGACGCGGCCAAUAUCGAGGACUGUUCGGAGCCUCAUCCGAAUCAGACGAUGAUCCAUACAACUAUCACCACUCCGGCCACGCAGCCGCCAACAACGUCGUACGAUCAUUGCGCAUUGAACUCCUGCAUUCACGGCCAAUGUCAAAGUCUAAGCGAUGACUAUUCGUGUAUAUGCGAAUAUGGAUAUGCAGGCAGAAAUUGCGAAAAGAUGCUAAAGCAAUGCGAAUUUCUCACUCCGUGUAGAAAUGGAGGCUCUUGUACGGAUCUUCACGAUUCCUACAAAUGCGAUUGUCGUCUUGGUUACAAUGGGCAGAAUUGUGAAAAGACGGCAGAGAUUACAUACGACGUUGCCUUCAGAGGAGACGGUUGGCUGGAACUAGACAGAUCUAUCAUGAUGCACGAAGAAGAGCGUGAGGUUUUAGGUCUCGAGAUUAGCACUAAUAAGAGUCAUGGAUUGAUCAUGUGGCACGGACAAACGCAGAAUGAUCUAACUCCCGAUGAUUACAUUGCUGUUGCUGUAGUAGAUGGAUAUGUAGAAUAUCAAUACAAUUUGGGCUCCGGUCCCGCUGUGAUUCGUGUCACCGCCCAACGGGUCGAUGAUGGGGAACGACACAGAAUAAUCCUAAAACGUCAAGGAAGCGAUGGCAGUAUCGAACUGAACGGCGAGCAUACUGAGAGCGGGAUCAGCGAUGGACUUCAGCAAACCCUGAACGCGAGGGGUAACGUUUACUUAGGCGGUUUACCGGACUACGCGAUGACUUAUGGCAGAUACCACGACGGAUUCUCUGGUUGUAUUUAUACGCUAGAGGUACAAGACUCAGGAGCCAUCGAUAUUGGCGAGAAGGCAAUUAAAGGUGUAAACGUCUCGCCGUGCACUAGAGUAAGGUGGAUACCAUCUUCACUAGUAUUCACGGAUGCGGAUGCAGACGGAUUUGAUGCGUUUGUACCGCCGCCGCCGGUGAACAUUAUUCAUCCGAAACCCGCAUCUAAUCUCGCCGCGUAUGACAUGACAAGUUACUCGUUGUUAAUUAUACUUCAAAAUCUCAUUGCUUUGACUAGGGAUAUUAAGGAACAAAGUGUACUUUUCACGCUGUUAUGCGUAGACGCAGUUAACAUUUUCAAUAGCUUAUUAAGCUAAAUGAAUAGAACAUUAUCGAUCUUAAACUUGUCGGAAAUACACAUAUCCCUUUAGACCAAAUUACCUAUUAUUAUCAAAUCGAAGUUGCGAAUGUACAGUACUUUGAAGGGUGUGUAUUUCUGCGGUAUAAUAUGUACAGUUUAUAAAUUUGUAAAUUAUUUAAUGCUUAACACUGACGUCGGAAGUAGCACGACGAAUUUACGUGAUCGAACUGAUAGACUUCUUACAAGUGGUGACUUCAGGAGAUACUGAAGAGAAGAUCUGCAUUUGCAUGAGGAACACACCGCGAAUUCGUACCAUUGUUGAGCGGUAAUGCCACUAAUGUGAAUGUGUUAAAAGCCAAAUAUAUACAUUAAAUUUUUCAUACAUAAUUUUGAGGAGGACAUUAGAAGUAUAAAGGAUCAAAAGCAAACCUGUUAUCACAGCUAAUCAAACGUUGUCGGAACAUUGUAUAAAAUAAAGCUACUUUUCGAUUGCAGUAAUUUGAUUUGACGGAACAUUCUGCAUAUACACGCAAAAAUCGAAAAGUAACACAUAUUUAAAAUAUAUGUAUUUCUUUUAUAGUUUGUCAUGAACGGGGAACUUGAGACAUAACAUGUGAAAAGAAAGUAACUAUUGCUAAAUGAGCGAGAAAAUUUUAUAUCCAUAAAUAUACAGAGUCUACAUGCACUAAUAUAUUGCUAUCAAUAUUUUAUAAUUAAAAUAACUAUAAAGUUUUAUACUACUUUAUUUGUACAAAAAAGGUAGAUACAAUUCAAUUCGCAAAUAAUCGAAUUAUUAUUUUAAAAGUGGCAGAAGAUUUAUGCAUUAUUUAGAAUUAUAAUUUAUUAUUGAUUACGAUAUAAAUAAAAAAGGACAUAGCGAUUAAACUUCUCAAUUCUCACGUCUUUUUGUUUUUUCUUAUUCUGUUUAUUGUUAUCAAGUUUUGCGCUAUCUUAUUUUUGUGAAUCAGCUGGAUGUUUGUAAGCAGCUGAUACGGCGACUGAUAUGAAAGGAAGAUGUGUUGAUGAUAAAGUAUAUAGUUAUAAUUUUUCACUGCCAUUGUGCUGAUUUAUUCAUAUUUAUAAUAUGAUAAAAUUCACGUCGUAUAGAGAAUAAAUGUUAUUCACCGGCGUAUGAGUGUAAUCAAAGCUUUAAUAAGACUCUGUUACAUAUUCACCCCAUGUUAUCGAAAAGACAAUAAAUUUUCGUCAUAAACCAAAGCCAUUUUGUUGAAGAAACUUUUCUAUCAAUAUUAUAAGCAUCGUUUUUACAUGUUGGAAAGAUAAUGCACAUUUAUAUAUGUAUAUAUAUAUAUAUAUAUAUAUAUAUAUUUAUAAUACUAAUAAGUUACGAACACAUUAUCCUCCAGUGACUAUUAAUCUCUGAAAAACAAGACAACAAAACAUAUACAAUCAACAAUCAAAUAGAGGAUUGAUGAACUGCUGAUUCUUCGAAUCUAGAUUGCACUCAUACCAUGAUGAAUACUUAUCAUUUAUUAUCGUAUAUAUCGUAGGUGCUUAAUUGUGAUUUUAAUGCAAAGGAGUAGCAGGCGAGUAAUCAAGAAUCGAUAAAUAAAUGGUAAAUAAGUAUAACUAAGAAAGCAUCAUCGAACGUAUGUGUUUUUUUUUUUAAGAUUUUUAAUCAGUCUGCGUGAUAUAUAAACAAAGAAAGUUAUAUAUGAGAAAGAAUUGCAAUAGGAAUAAGAAUGGCGAAAGUAAAAGAAAUGUGUGUUGCUACAUAUAUAAAAUUUAUAUCGAAUAGAUUAUGAAAAACCCGUGUAUAAAAUAAAACAGUGUUCUCUGAUAUUCUCUAUAUUCGAGAUCUUAUGAAAGUAAAACGUACAAUUUGAUAAUAAUAACAAGUAUUCGGCCACCAAGAUAUAUAUAUCUGCGCAAUUAGAUUAUAAUUCCUAAUAUCAGUUAAAAAGUGCAAUAUUUAUAACAUAAAAAGCAAGUGUUUUAUUACAUUUUCAAACUAUUAAAACAGUUGAUCUUAAUCUUCCUAAAUCAUUAAAUUAUAUUAUAUGCGUACGAAAUAUUUUAUAUCAAUAUAAAUAUUUAUCAUAUAAUUCAUUAUCAAUUUAACACUUUCUUUACAUGUAUUUAUUUUAUUAAUUUAUAUGAUAAAAAUAGAACAUUUACGCAAUAGAAUUAUUAAUAUUAUACAAAGAAACUACAUCAUUGUGAUCUAAUUUUUCUCUAUAGUUCUUUUUAUUUAGUUUUUUUUUCUAUUUAUUCUGUCAAGAAAUAUUGUCUAAUUUAUACAAACUGUUUUAGUUUUCAAAGAUCUUCAUACGUAACAUACAUACUCUGCAGUAUGUGCAUUGAUAAUGAUAUUUAAUAUUUCGUUAAUCUAUUCUUUGCAUAAAUCAAUUGUUGCGCAUAAUGAAAGAAGAAAUGUCAUUGAACGAAAUUCUACAGAUUGCCUUCAGAUAUUAUUUGAAAAAUGAGAGAUACCAAGAUACUAUAUCAUAGCUGUCGUGGAAUUUUCUACGAUUCUAUUACUGUUGUAAACAUACUGUAAAUGAUCAUGUACAGAAAAAAAUCUAUGCAUAUACUUGUAUAUUAUAUUCUAAUACUUUAAUCAUACACUCCGACAUCGAAUGAACGCUUUUGGAUGUUCAUGCAAACGUUAGUUACAUAAUACUGUAAUAUGUAUAUUGCGUUAUAUACAGGGUGCAAUAAAAAAUUUUUCGGCCUGCCUUUGUUACGCGAUUGCGGUAUUCGUGUGAAUAAUGCCAGUAGCAUCCUAAUUAGAACAUCUCAAUUAGGAUCGAUGUUGCAGUUGAUAAUAUUGCUCCCUGUAUAUAAAAUCAUACUGAAAGUAUCUACCGUAAUAUAUAUAAAUGUAGUCUAUUGUUACAUAAUAAUUCUUCAAAGAAAAUGAGACAAUAAAUUAUAAUUUUGCUAACAAA